Molecule: messenger RNA, 1438 nt
Organism: Sitophilus oryzae (rice weevil)
Lineage: Eukaryota; Metazoa; Arthropoda; Insecta; Coleoptera; Curculionidae
Gene: Csp6
Exons: 4
Coding region: 68-997 (309 amino acids)
Source: RefSeq, a predicted model, not a curated record
CAUAUGCAUUCACGAUCGGCGGUUCUUCGAGUCGAGUGUCAGCGGACCGAGACAUAAUCCCAUCGAAAUGGUACCGUGGAUUGUUUUGGUAACCGUGGUACUCGUGGUCGUCGCGCUAGAUUCGGUGCAGCCCGCGGCGGUGCAGUACUACGCCAGUAAGUACGAGCACAUCGAUGUGGAAUCGAUCCUGAACAACCGGAGGAUGGUCAAUUACUAUACAGCGUGUUUGUUGUCGAAGGGACCAUGUCCUCCGGAAGGAGUAGAUUUGAAAAGAAUUCUGCCAGAAGCUUUACAAACAAACUGUGCCAGAUGCACGGAAAAACAGAGAACUGUAGCUCUACGUGCCAUCAAAAGAUUGCAGAAGGAGUAUCCAAAAGUGUGGAACGAUUUAUCAAAACAAUGGGAUCCAGAUGACAUCUACGUAAAGAGAUUCCAGAGAACUUUCGCCGAGGGCUCCAAUUCAGAAAAACCCAGCCACAGUGUUGCGAGUUCUGUAGAUAACAGGUUUCCUUCUCCAGAUGACCACCAAACCGACAACACAAUCGACGGAACCUUCUCUCCAGUCUCAAGCAUCGCAUCAACAACAUCAACCGCACAGAAACCACCUACGUCAUCGAUAAAAGACGCCUCACUAUUACCUUCAUCUGUCUCCACAGAAAAAUCAACGACAACUUUCAAAUCAACCACCACAAAUCUUCCAUCACCAUCUCCUAGCACACCACCACCCAGCAAUCCUUCAUCGAUCAGCAGCAGUACUUACACAACGAGCGAGAGGGAACCACCAGAGUUCAUCCCAGGACUCGUACCGCUUAACACGUUCUUUACUAACCCACCCAUACCCAUCAGGCCCAUAGCCAAUAUUAACUCGAACAUUCAGGCCACGGUGAAGGCAAUAAAAAAAGUUGAACGAUUGGUGACAGAAAUAGCAAUGGAGAAGCUGAAUUUGGUGAAAAAUGUGUUCACGAGACCGUGGAGAAGAAUAAGAAAAUUUACCUGAUGAUACUAUGAUAUUAUCAAAAACGUGAUAUUUGUUUAUAUUAACAAACAUUGGAUUAUCAACAAAGAUCUAAACAAAAUCAAGGAACAUGAAACAGAAUUAAAAGAUAAAAAGAUAUUUUAACACUUAAUUGUACCUAUACCAGAUUCUCGAAAACUGUUUCUUAUAGGUAUUCCUGUAAACGAUGUUAAUAACAAGAGAAAAUAAUGCAUUAUUGAAACUCGGGACUCGAAAGUAUUAAAAAAAUAGAUUCAGAAUCAAUCUUGAAAUAUUUAGAUAAUAAAUUUGAUGUAAAUUGUAAUCGAAGUUGUAAAACGAUUGUAAAAAUAUAUAUUUCUUUAUUUGUAUUUAGAAUUAUAUUAGUAUGUUAAGCAUUUUUUUUAAUAAAAUACCCCAUAAAAAAUUAAAUAUUAUAGAAAUAUUUGUACAAAUUUUAAUGAA